This is a messenger RNA of Aplosporella prunicola CBS 121167, 1920 nucleotides long. RefSeq lists its product as uncharacterized. NCBI's taxonomy places the organism in Eukaryota, Fungi, Ascomycota, Dothideomycetes, Botryosphaeriales, Aplosporellaceae. The transcript is spliced from 3 exons. The annotation marks the transcript as partial. The record is from RefSeq and is a predicted model, not a curated record.
AUUUUCACUGGCGUCUGGACCAACUGGUCAUACGGUGCCAUCCGCGGCAGCACCCUGACUUUAUCACGAAGUAAUGGCAACUUCCUUGUCGCGGCCCUAGCUCUUUUCGUCACAACUACCGGAGCCUGCUUCUGGAGAAUUGUUUGCUUUGCCUUACACCACUGGCUUUCAUCAGAAUUUCCGCAAGAUGGUCUGUAUCAUCAACGGCAGGCCAUUUUAAGGACAUCAGGAACCGGAGUCGCUGGUGCUUUGGCUUUGGCUAGGACUGCCUGGGCGUGGCGGAAGAAUGCGACCAACAUUUCUAUGCGGACGGUUCCUAUUGUUGCCUUGGCAAUUACUGUGGCAGCCACUUUUGGAGCAGCAGGUGUCUUUUCGUCUCGCAUCUCCAGCUCUAUGGGCAAAGAGGUGCUCUUAACAGGCAAAGAUUGCGGGUGGAUCGCUUGGGUAAAUGCUUCUCUAUACCAGCAGGGAGCCGAACUUGUCCCAUACGCGUCACAAAUAACGUCAUCCUCCUCUGAUUAUAACCAGAGGUGCUACAGUAAGGGCGCCGGAAGACAAGAUUGUCCUACUUUUGUUCAAAUAAAUCUUCCAACGACCGUUGACGGCAAUUAUUCCUGUCCCUUUGCAGACGCUGUUUGCAAAUCACGAUACGGGAAUAUCCGACUGGACACUGGAUACCUCAAUAGCCACCACCACCUCGGGAUGAACGCUCCUAAGGAUGAAAGAAUCUUAUACCGUCGAGUCACCGAGUGUGCUCCUUUGAACACGGACAACUAUACGCUCCCUUAUCCGGAAGGGAGAAAUAUUACCUCAUACUUUUACGGAACAAACGUGAACGGCGUGGGGACCACUCAGUUGCCGAUAACUGCACAAUUUUCCACCGACAAGCCAUUUAAAAGCACUUCUCAGACAAGUGACUAUAGUGUCAUGUCAAUGGUAGCCUUUGUCGACACUAACAAGGUAGAAUUCGUUCCAAUAAAGGAACUUCAAAGGAAUGAUGCAGAUGUCUCUUUGCACUUCUUCUCCUCGAACAAUGUGUUAUUCGCGGACAAAAGCGACGACGCGAUUUACUCAGCUCACACUCCUUGCGCUGAAAUGCGGAAAGGAAACGACUCGACUGUUAUGUACUGUCGCGAUCAGCCUGUCACAGUUCUCGCAUGUGCACAUCAACACCAGAUUUGCGACGCUACGAAAUCCCCCGACGAGGGAUGUCAGCCAUUGCUCGGUUUCGAUCAAACAGUCGAAUGGCAGGAUACACAUAGUCCUUUUUCUCAGAGCUCUGAAAAAACACAAAAUACACUCACACCCUCCAUGUGGAAGGCACAGGACAGACUCACCUCCUCUAUGUGGUUUGGGUCAUCAAUUGUAGAUGUCCUGAAAGAUAUAGGGAUAUCCGCUUUGACAGCAAGGAAGUCGCUAUCUGGAGGUCACCAAGGGCUUUUGCCAAAUACUCAGUGGCAAAAAGAAGUUGAAAAUUUGCACUUAACGUCUCUUGCUGCCUUACAGAGACAGGUUAUUGAGAGUGCGAAUGGGCCUCCGAGCUUUGAAUCUGUCAUAGCUAGGCCAAAAGACUCUUAUGAGAAGAAAAUUUGUAAAAAUCAGAAAGUAACAAAUUACGAUUAUAGCUCAUUUAGUGUUCUUGGCCUUGUCAUUCUCUUGUCUGUAGGCACUUUGGUCAUUGUAGUCUCGUACUGUAUUGAAUCAAUCGCCGAGACAGUUCAAAAGCGAAAAAACUGGGAUACCUACAGCAGGCUAGAGUGGAUCGCAAACGACACACUUCAGCUUCAACGACUUGCGCACGAAGAGCUAGGAUUAGGGACUUGGUCGGUUACUGAUGGAUCGAAUCCUAUCACGAAGAAGGGAGAGAGGCUUGCUAUACUUGACAUUUCUGAGCGUGGUCAUCCAAAGCUAAAGCCACCA